ACUUGAUGUAGGGAGGUCAUAGUUUCUUGAUGGUUUAAAUGUGAUAAAGAAAACUCUUAUUAGUCCAGCUGAUCAGGAAAUCCCGUUACAGAUCCACCAUCUUGACUACUACUACCGAUCAGGGCUAAUAACGUUUCAGUGGAAGUGUAUACGGCUUCUCUGUCCAAAAUCUCUUGGGCCGGUAUUUGCCUAAAAUCACCGAACGCAUCCCAGUGUCAGUUUCAUAUUGUUUAGUCGGUGGAUACAUUUGUAUGUUGGACAAACAGGAUUUGUUUGCACUCUCUGCCACACUGGUCGUGAAACUGGACUCCGGGAAUGUGAACAAUUACAGAUACGGGCAAUUCAGUGCCAUUUCUGAGGAUCUGACACAAGGCGGGAUAGACGACGAGUCAUUCACUUCAAUAUUCACUGGGUCAAGCUUGCUUGAAAAUAUUUUGUUUGUACAGUCGCAGAAAUCCGUUUGAGAAAAACAAUACUUUGUUCUUGUAACGCAUGAACAUUGCAUUAGAUACCGUUUAUUAACCUACUUGAUCAAAGCUGUGGCCAUUAAGAAAAAGGAAAAGAAAAUCAACGACGAUUCUGAAACUGUUCUCUAUCGAACGUUUUUGUCGAGAUAAUGAUCCUGAUACUUGAAAUCUAGGCACUUAAUGUUACCAAGUCGAUCUUGUAGUUCAUAGAUAACCACACGCCGGGAAGACCACCACGUAUUUCUCCUUCCCCGACGUAUUCAGCAACAACACCACAGGAAGGGACAAUACCAUUGUGACUGAUGUCCCCGGCAGAUCACCAACUUCGACGAUCAAGGCGAGAGUGUGUGUAGCCACGCGGAGUGACAUCAAUAUCUAUUGUCCUACAGGUUUCAUUCAGUUGAUAUGAUAGGAAUGGAAAUUGUAGCUAUGCAUGUAUGAAACUUUGUAAUCACGCGACGAGGUGUUGUUAUCUGAUGUAAUUGUCGUCUGCUCAUAGAUCAAGGAAUAGUCUGCUCGUGUUUCAAUGAACUGUCCUCUGGUCGUCUGUCAAUGGAUUGUCGUCUGCUCGAGAAUAAGGGGAUGUGAUUUAUGAUUGAUUGGCAGAGGGAGGUGAUGUUUCAAGCGAGACUGCUGCAGGUUGUGAACGGAAGCCUGCAGCACGUGGACUCCGGUGAAAGCAAGAGUCACCACUCUCACCCUCGAGCUGCCCAGUCGUUUGACUAUAACUGCUGACAUUCCUGUAAAUAUUCUCGCAGCUAGCUCUGUGUAACUCCCAGUAAAAGCAGUUAAUCCUAGCUCACCUGGUGCUGCUGUAAGUGGCAUUGGUUGAGAUUAUCAUGCUGUCAUAGACGAGAGAUAACGCCGAUUGCUACAGAAACUGAUCGAUACGACGAGGAAGCAACUAUACAUGUAUACCGUUACUGUCGGUUGGCCCUUGUUCUCCGCCGCGGACUGGUGCUAGUCUUUGAUUGGCUCCAAGAAAUCACGUGAUAACAAGCAUGCCCACAAAAUCCUGGUUCACAUACUGGUCUAUUAGACUGUUGGUGUAUUUCGGAUAAGGUACUAACUGUUUGUGAGAAGUGAUCAAUCAAGCUAUGAGUGAGAAGUCAAGGUAUCACUGUAUCACUCCGCUGUAUGAGAGGUAUGACGAAUGAGGAUACACCAGAGAGAGGGAAUUGGAAUUAAAACGAACUAGGAAUGUUGGAAUUCUUUGUCCAAGGAGGUGUGUGCAGGAUUUCCUUCCAAGAGUACAACUGCGGACAUUAGAGAGGAUCAGCUCAUGACGGCAAGGCGUGGAUCCGUAUCCCGGCUAUAGCAACACAGAAACAACACACGACCGACCGACACAAAUGUGAAUGCCGUACGUAAUCAUCAAGUGGUUUCCUCCCUAGAACCCAUGGACCUGUGCCGCCCGGCGUUGGGAAACAUCUUCCAAAACUCUAGUGCUUUACAACAUGUGAACUGUAUAACCGUUCGCGUAGAAACAUUCUAGAAGUGUGUACACAUAUAUGUUCCACAAUGGGACUCUACCUUUAUGACUGAUCAGCAUAUUACUCAAUAGCUAUAGAAGAAACACCAUAAGGACGGAAAGCCCUGUAACCAUGGAAUUCAACCAGACAGGACUUCCGGGUCCUACGACGGAGUCCGUGAACAACGUCACCGUAUUCACCCCAUUCUCCAUUCAAAUGCACAGCUUUGAACAUUUAGUGGUAACUACGACAGUUCUGGGUUUGUUCAUCCUGGUGACUAUCAUAGGGAACGUGUUUGUGAUCGCUGCCGUGAUCCUGGAGCGCAAUCUUCACAACGUGGCCAACUAUCUGAUUCUGUCUCUGGCUGUAGCGGACUUAAUGGUGGCGGUUCUGGUCUUGCCCAUCUCUGUUGUUUCUGAAAUAAGUAAAGUUUGGUUCCUUCCAGCUGAAAUCUGUGACAUGCACAUAUCUUUCGACGUUCUUUGCUGCACUGCUUCCAUUCUGCAUCUCGUUGCCAUAGCAAUGGAUAGAUACUGGGCAGUCACCAGCAUAGAGUAUAUUCGUAACCGCAGUGCUAAACGGAUCAGCAUCAUGAUUGCUAUUGUAUGGACAGUUGCAAUGACAAUAUCCAUUCCACCACUUUUUGGUUGGAAGGACGCAAAUAACGAUCCCGAUAAAACCGGCGUGUGCGUUAUUAGCCAAGACCAUGGCUACACUAUUUUCUCAACGGUCUGUGCCUUUUAUCUUCCAAUGCUUGUCAUGAUAAUAAUCUACAUUCGAAUAUACCAAGUUGCGAGAGCAAGGAUUAGGAAAAACAAGUUCCCUAAUAAGAAAAAAGAUAAGAAGAAAAUGGUUAAAGAGGACGCUACUACGACGACCAUAUCGCCCAAAACAGAAUAUAGUGUUGUGUCAAACUGCAAUGGAUGUUCCCCAGAAAACAGCAUGAAAAAGAAGGAAAAGAACAGCUCGGAGAAUGAAACCGUUCCCAACGGCAAUGAGCACUCCCAAGAUGACGCCAAUGCGGCCAUGUUGCAAACCGCUGCAGAAAAAUCUAAAAUGGCCAUGUCUCGGAAGGAAAAACUGGAACUAAAGCGUGAACGGAAAGCAGCCAGAACUCUCGCAAUCAUCACUGGAGCUUUCAUCAUGUGCUGGCUCCCAUUUUUUAUCGUUGCUCUUGUCAAUCCCUUCCUCCCAGAAGUCGACAAGGUCCCUCAUGUUGUUAUCAGCAUCGUGCUUUGGCUUGGGUACCUUAACAGCCUGCUUAAUCCAGUCAUAUACACAAUAUUCAGUCCCGAGUUCAGAAAUGCUUUCCGGAAGAUUUUGUUUGGAAAAUAUUCCCGGGAUAGGUAAUCGGCCUCGAACGAAUUCCAGUAACUGUUUUGUUCCAAAAAGGCCAUUGGACCGCCAUGGACAGCGAUUGUAUGAGUUUCGGCAGUGCCAACAGUGUAUUUUUUUCCAGUGGUAGUAUUUAUGUAUCUAUUUUUAUGACUUUUUGAAAUGUUGCAACUGCAGGUAUGCUGUGACUUCUGAGUGUUCUCAACCUGGCCUUUAACUCUGUGGCUCUUGGCGUGUAGCCCAAGAGGUUAAAGCAUCUAAAUGUACUUUUAAACAGGAUUUCCUGAGGACGAAACAGCAGCGAAGUCAGCGCUACACCUUGCUGCAGACUCUGAAACGCCAUCACCCAAUGCGCUACUUCAUGGCAAGUAUUGGUUAUGUAUAUUAUGGGACUCGUGAGUCUACCGUGAUUGGUAGAUACAGAGGAGGAUUGAUAGAGUAAAUGACUCCAGAAAUUGUAUAUACUCGACAGAAGAGACAUUUACUGAGGGUAAUUCUAGCCCUCACGAGAACGAUUGGAUGGAACUUGGGACAUUGCGUUAAGGUGAUUCUUAGUGUGACAUAAAGUCAUCAUAACGUUGACAUUCCCAUAGAAGUGAGUGAUCAUUAUUCGCUUUGUAUCAUUGAUUUUGUCUAUAUACAUCCAUAUAACCAACAUGCUGACGAGCUGCCGUCUAGAACACAACACAAGUGAUAUGACAUAGACAUUUAGUUCCAGAUUGGUUUAAAGGUAUUUUUGUAAAUGUAUUGUUGCUCCAUCUCGUGAGUAGCUUAAGAUGUGCUUGCCUAUUUGUAGACUUUAAGGCUUUGAGCUGUCCUGUGUCGAUGGCCCCCGACACUGGACAUCCUCAAGCUAGCUGCAAUUCCAUCUACAGGACACAAAGGUAUCUAUUCCCAAUUGUCUUUUUAAAUGUCUUUGGGAACAACUAAAAUGUUAGUGUCCUUUCCUUUGUUUCUUUUUUUCUUUGAACGUCACAAAAUAUGCACCACUGAGAUGCAAGAGGAAUUAUAUCGUGAAGGAAUGCCUGGUUCCAUUUAUUUCUUUGUAGCUUAUGUUUCUGAAUAGUUCCAAACAAUACAGUAUUAUAUUUGUAAUUGCAAAAGACUAUAUGUACCUGAAGCAACCUCGUGUAUGAAUAGGAUGUCGGAACGGUUGUAAAGAAAAGUCACUCAACGUUGACUGGCUAAGUAAAACAGUAUCGUAAAAAAGACAAGUGUGUUGUGUGAGGAUCAUUAUAAGGAAUAUUACAACUUCAUUACAGAAUCAACAUGAGAAAAAGUGUGGAAAUUAUUAAGGACUUUUCAAUUUAUCAGUUCAUUCAUGAUCAAUUGACUGACGAGGUCUGCUGUGCAGAGUUGAUCCUAUUAUUUUUUCAAAUGUGUUUGCAGUUCAUUAUGUAUGUAACCUUCCAUCUAGACCUGAUUGUUCCUUCAACAAUCAACCUCCUCAUCGAGGUGUAAACCUGGGAAACAUGGCUCUCCGACCCCAAGGAAAUACAGCCACGUUGCUCUGAUACCUUUCUGUCCUGCAAUGCCACUUGUUAAUACAGUCGCUAUCAGCCGAUAUACUCACGUUAAGACAAACAUCGCUCAUGUGAUAAUAUGUCCUGUACGGUUUUAAAUCAGCACAUUAAAACAUUAAAACAACA
Molecule: messenger RNA, 4923 nt
Organism: Haliotis rubra (blacklip abalone)
Lineage: Eukaryota; Metazoa; Mollusca; Gastropoda; Lepetellida; Haliotidae
Product: 5-hydroxytryptamine receptor-like
Exons: 3
Coding region: 2072-3289 (405 amino acids)
Biological process (GO): adenylate cyclase-activating adrenergic receptor signaling pathway
Cellular component (GO): membrane
Molecular function (GO): G protein-coupled receptor activity
Source: RefSeq, a predicted model, not a curated record